AUGACGUCUCAUCAAGAACAGAGUUACAAAGCUGGUGAAACCAGAGGCAAGACUCAGGAGAAGGCAGGGGAAGCCAUGGGAGCGAUGAGGGAGAAGACAGAAGCAGCUAGAGACAAAACUCAAGGGACAGCCCAAACUGCUCAACAAAAAGCCCAUGAAACAGCUCAAUCAGCUAAAGACAAGACAUCUCAAGCCGCACAAACAACUCAACAGAAAGCUCAAGAGUCCAAGGACAAAACGGGAAGCUACAUGUCUGAAACCGGAGAAGCAAUCAAGAACAAAGCACAAGAUGCAGCAGGAUAUACCAAAGACACUGCAGAAGCCGGAAAGGAUAAGACCAGUGGCUUCUUGGGCCAAACCGGUGAGCAAGUGAAGCAAAUGGCUGUGGGAGCUACUGAUGCGGUUAAGCACACUUUAGGGUUUGGUGCUGAUGAAGGAAACAAAGAACAUGUUUCUUCAGCUCCAAGUUCUACUACUACGACCACCCAUGCAACAGAGAGGAAGUGA
Molecule: messenger RNA, 507 nt
Organism: Microthlaspi erraticum
Lineage: Eukaryota; Viridiplantae; Streptophyta; Magnoliopsida; Brassicales; Brassicaceae
Source: the annotation of a GenBank genome assembly